Messenger RNA from Octodon degus (degu), 1688 nucleotides. It is a transcript of the gene Camkmt, whose product is annotated as calmodulin-lysine N-methyltransferase. Bases 178 to 1149 code for a protein of 323 amino acids. Gene Ontology annotation, cellular component: cytoplasm. The record is from RefSeq and is a predicted model, not a curated record. Gene Ontology annotation, molecular function: calmodulin-lysine N-methyltransferase activity. The transcript is spliced from 11 exons. Lineage: Eukaryota; Metazoa; Chordata; Mammalia; Rodentia; Octodontidae.
CUCGGUUGCCAUGGAGACGCGAAUACCGGAAAUGCGGAAUUCAGGGAAGACGCGCGCGAGGGCCGUAGGCUAGAGGGCGGGCGUCACAGGUCCUGCCAGGGAAGAACUAGGCAGGUCCUGACAGGGGAGAGCUGUUUCGGCGGCACCUCUGCUAGUACUACAGACGGCUCGGUUGGGAUGGAGUCGCAAGUCGCGGGCUCCGGGGUGGGCGAGGCUCAACCAGCCGCGAGCGAAGGUCCCACACUGGGUGGCGCCACUCGGGGACCCGCAGUCCCGGUGUCCCUGGGGGCCGCCCGGUGGAAGCUCCUGCGACAGGUUCUGAGGCAGAAACACCUGGAUGACUGUCUGCGGCAGGUAUCUGUAAGAAGGUUUGAGUCAUUUAAUCUGUUUUCAGUAACAGAAGCGAAAAAAUGGGAAACUAAAGAAGAGGCCGGUGCAUGGAUCCAAUACACAAGUGUCUUUUAUCCUGAAUAUAAUAUCUUCUUAAGGUGUAAUAGUGGGUCCUUGAAUGUUGAAGAUGUUCUUACCAGCUUUGACAAUACAGGAAAUAUUUGCAUCUGGCCGUCUGAAGAGGUUUUGGCUUACUACUGCCUCAAGCACAGUAAUAUAUUCAGGGACCUUGCUGUGUGUGAGCUGGGGGGUGGCAUGACAUGCUUGGCUGGGCUCAUGGUUGCUGUUUCUGCAGAUGUCAGAGAAGUUCUGUUAACUGAUGGGAAUGAAAAGGCCAUCAGCAAUGUGAGAGACAUCAUCGCGAGGAAUCAAAGGGCUGGUGUGUUUAAGACUCAGAAAAUAUCAAGCUGCAUUUUACGAUGGGAUAAUGAGACAGAUGUCUCUCAACUGGAAGGACAUUUUGACAUUGUCAUGUGUGCUGACUGCCUGUUUCUGGACCAGUACAGAGCCAGCCUUGUUGAUGCAAUAAAGCGAUUACUCCAGCCCACGGGGAAAGCAAUGGUAUUCGCCCCACGCCGAGGGACUACUUUAAACCAGUUUUGCAAUCUAGCCGAAAAAGCUGGUUUCUCUAUCCAAAGACAUGAAAAUUAUGAUGAGCACAUUUCAAACUUCCACUCCAAGUUGAAAAAGGAAAGCUCGGAUAUAUAUGAAGAAAACCUUCAUUACCCAUUUAUGCUUAUUUUAACUAAAAAUGGGUAGAAGAUUAAGCAUCCCCAAAGAACACAUCAAACACACAGGGAAUAUUUUCACAAAAUCAGAAACAUCUAUAAUGGGUAUGAUAUGCAGCAAGCGACCGCUCCCGGAGCUUCUCAGCCCCUCAGGACCUGCCCUCCCCCACUCUGUGACAUUCCAAGCGCAGUGCGGACUCCACCUGUCCUCAUCCCCAUGACGCCCCAGCCAUUGUCACCAGCUCCCCACCCUCCUUUUUAUACUGCUUGUUACAUUUCUGUAACAAAUCCUUGUUGUCUUUAAAUAUGUAUACGCAGCCUGUCUGAGAUUUGAUUUAUGACCAACCUAAAUAUUUUUUCCUCUGAGCCAGAAUUUCUUUUUUGUGAUUCUAUCUCUCUCUCUCUCUCUCUCUCUCUCUCUCUCUCUCUCUCUCUCUCUCUCUCCCACACACACACAUACUUUUUAAAAAUGGUCUUUGUUCUGUUUGGGUGGUGGUUGUUUUUAAUCUGUAAACACAGCAAAUAACAUGAUUCCUUCCUGAUUAAAAAAAUAAAGUCCAUCUUUCUGAU